UGACUAUUUUAAUAUUUUGUAUCGGAUACGAAUACUAGUCAAAACAUUAAGAUCAAAACUAUAUGAUUGAAGACAUCUAAUCCAUCAUUGCGAUUGUGCAUAUGUUCUUGUGACACAUAAUCUUUAUAUAUUUUACUAAUGAUAUAUUUCUAAUGUGGAAAUUCUAUCCCAUCUUUUAAUUAAUUAGUCAGAGAAUCUUGAACCUGAUCUCACUUGAUCAUUUAUAUAAAAUAUAUCUAUAUAUAUAUCAAUUCAACACUCUGAAACCACGAGGAUGCACAUGAACUUACAAAUGAAUUCGAAUAACACUGAUUCCCAAGCAACUUUCAAGUAUUUAAAAUCAAUAACAAAUCACAUAGUAUCUAAUAAGACUAUCUGUGGGCCCUUUCCACAUACACAAACAACAGAAGAAUCAUAUAGUAUCUUCAACUCGGAAUCAGUAAAGUAAAAGCCAAAUGCGAUCACAUGCGAUGGUUCCAUUAACUACCAAGACAAGCCAGCCAUCACAUUCUCCUCCGGAUGGUGGAUACAGGCGACGCUAAUCAUAAGUAAGCCCAACCAAGUUUCUCACUCUCAUCCCAAUGUCGACCUUCAAAUUAUAAAGAUCAUAAGCCGAAAAAGGUUGGGCCUGACAGGUAAUGGGUUUUUAGAAAGUAAGAACUGAACAACAAAUCUGUAGUGCUUUGAUGAUGAUAGUCAAUCCAGAUUAGCUUAAACCAAGGCUGGUUAUGUCAAUUUUGAGCUGUCAAAAUUGAAGAGGGUGGUUUAUCUGGUUCAGCAAGGCGGUUAGCCCAAGGUUUACGGUGGUUUAAAAUCGACUUAAUGUGCCUAAUAAACUCUAUGAUAUAUAUAGAGCAUAUGUGGUGUUAUCUCCUCUCUCUCUCUCUCUCUCUCUCUCUCUCUCUCUCUCUCUCUCUCUCUCUCUCUUGUGAGCUAAGUUCUACUGUGAGAAAAGAGGGAUUAUUCGAUUUGAUUCACUUGAGGAGAGCAAGAUCAUAGUGAAUUGGCUAAGAAAGAUCAACUUGACAAGUAGGGUUGUUACUCAUAUCGAGGGUCCAAACUCGUUAAUUGUCUUGUGUCAUUCUUUUGUGUUUACGUUUUUUGAAGUAUUGCGUUGAGUGAGAGAUUGAGAGUGAUCGAGGUUUCGAGCUUGUGACCUAACAAAAUGAAUAAAGAAAGGACUUGAUUUCAUGGGAUGAAAGUUUGUAAUCAAGAAUUUUAACUGUAGAUUAAAAUAAAGGCCGAUAAAUAAAAAUAUUAAUGUUGGUGUGGCAAGACCAAGCGUGGUUUUACUUGGAUUCAGGGCCGGUCUUACCAAAUAACACACCUGACAAAAUCAUUGGAAAAUUUAAGAUCAACAAUUUUCUACUUCAAGUAAGAUAUAUUCCUAACAUGUCUAAUAUCCAUAGUCGAGAAGUGUUGAAAGACUAAAUUACAAUUAUCUUGGUAAUUGUGGGGAGAGAACUAAUUAAACUAUUAUUUUGGUAUUCUAUAUUAUUCUUUAUUUUUUAAAUAUUAGUAAUACACAUUCACAAAUAAUGGAAUGUACAUAAUUGGCUUAUCUUUUGUGUUCUUCUGUGGUGGUCACAUCAACUUUCUUUUUAUGUCAAAAUAGUUACAUCUGCCUCUUCUUUUUCUCUUUUUCUUUCUCUUUCAUAGUCACGUUCGUUGACUAUUUCUACUUGGAACACCGGCUGCUCAUAUAUAAAAUAGAAACCAUUUAACGCGGGCUUCUUAUUAAUUAUUUUCGACUAAUUGAACAUGUUCUAAUGAUUGACGAAAGACAAGAACGUGUUCCAACGAGGCAACGACUUCGAACAAAAAGAUAAAAGAAAGCACCAUCCGCUGCACGAGAAAACUAUUUAAAUGUUAUCUUAUGCACCAAUACAACCUGCCGACUACCUUCAUUUAAUACCAUCUCACAUGCAUUACAAAACCAUUACAAGAAGCAAUUUCUAUGUCUUUAUAAAUUUCCAAACAUAAAAAAAACAACCAAACAAACAAACAAACACAAUGUCUAACACCGGCGUCGCCACGGAGGAGCUGGGAAAGACAGCCGUAAGAUCCUCCUCUGGUGGAUGGAGAUCUGCUAGGCUCAUCAUCUGUGUAGAAAUGGCUGAGCGAUUCGCAUACUAUGGUAUAUCGACUAACCUGAUAACGUACUUGACGGGACCAUUAGGAGAGUCAACAGCUUCAGCUGCGGCUAAUGUCAACGCUUGGAGUGGAACGGUCUCGUUUCUGCCGCUUAUCUGGGCCUUUAUAGCUGACGCGUUUCUCGGUCGUUUCCGUACUAUCAUCAUCUCAUCUUCUCUAUAUGUCAUGGGACUUGGGUUGCUGACGUUUUCAACCAUGAUUCAUUCCCAAGAGCUCCAAGUGACUCUCUUCUUCUGCUCUCUCUACCUUGUAGCCAUAGGACAAGGCGGUUACAAACCGUGUAUUAAGGUAUUUGGAGCUGAUCAAUUCGAUGGUAACGAUAUAAAAGAGGCGAAAGCCAAGAGUUCUUUCUUCGACUGGUUAAUGUUUGGAAACUGUAUUACCAUACUGACAUCUCAGUUGGUCUCUAGUUACAUCCAAGAGAACCUAAGCUGGUCACUAGGGUUUGGUAUUCCAAGUGUUUCCAUGCUACUUGCUCUGUUUUUGUUCCUCCUUGGGACUACCUCUUACCGUGUUAUUACUGAAAGAGGAGGGAAGAAAAACCCUUUUGCUAGAAUCAGUCGUGUUUUCGUGGAGGCAUUGAAGAACAGAAAGCAAACUGAUGUAGAUAACCUGAAAGAGAACCUCCUUCUCCUACCUCACCAAGAUUCCAAGGAAUAUAGAUUCCUUGACAGAGCAGCGGUUUCAUGUGAUUUAGACGAGAUUGAAGAAGCAAAAGCGAUGCUUAGGCUUGUUCCCAUAUGGAUGACUUGCUUAGUCUUUGCCAUUGUAUAUGCUCAAUCCUACACUUUUUUCACAAAGCAAGGAGCCACAAUGAACAGGUCAAUCUCACCAGGACUCUUAGUCCCUGCAGCUUCACUCCAUGGUGUCACAAGCCUAACAAUUAUCGUGUUCAUCCCACUCUACGACCACCUACGCGUCCCCAUGGGUAAAUUAUUCACUCAUAACUCAUCAGGAAUCACAAUGCUUCAAAGGAUAGGCACAGGAAUUUUUCUGUCCAUUCUUGCUAUGGUAGUAGCCGCCUUGGUCGAGAUCAAAAGGCUCCAAGCCGCUAAAGAUGAUGUCACCGUACCAAUUAGCGUGUGGUGGUUGAUUCCACAGUACGUAUUCAUUGGACUCUCGGACGUGUUCACAAGGAUUGGUUUACAAGAGCUUUUCUAUGACCAAGUCCCUUGUGAGCUUAGGAGCCUUGGUAUGGCCUUGAACCUAAGCAUUUACGGUGUCGGCAACUUUCUAAGCAGCUUUAUGAUAUCAGUCAUUGAUAAGGUCACAAGCCAUUCUGGUCAAACGAGCUGGUUCGAUAAUGACUUGAACGAGGGUCAUCUAGAUUACUUUUACUGGCUUCUCGCUUGUCUCAGCUCCAUUGCUUUAGCCUUUUACUUGUGGUUCGCCAAGUCGUAUGUGUACAACAGACUAAACACCUUCUAAAGCAUUGUCCUCUGAUCUGCCUAAUGUAUCGAGCAUUCUUCAUUUACUGAAAUGUACCUUAGAACCAACUAAAUCAUGAUUACACACUAGAAUGUUAUGAAUUAAAUAUUAUGAGGAAUUUUGUAAACGUACACUAAAUUAUUCUUGAUUUUUUUUUUAAAUACCAUUUUAUUAUUUUAGAGACCUA
This is a messenger RNA of Brassica rapa (field mustard), 3769 nucleotides long. Its product is annotated as protein NRT1/ PTR FAMILY 5.11. The record is from RefSeq and is a predicted model, not a curated record. Gene Ontology annotation, molecular function: dipeptide transmembrane transporter activity; tripeptide transmembrane transporter activity. Gene Ontology annotation, biological process: dipeptide transport; transmembrane transport. Gene Ontology annotation, cellular component: membrane. NCBI's taxonomy places the organism in Eukaryota, Viridiplantae, Streptophyta, Magnoliopsida, Brassicales, Brassicaceae.